CGAGGAGGAGAUAGAGCGCACAUUCCCAGAAGCUUUGCCUUGCUAGGGGCUGCCGUCAGUCGUCAGUGUUCAUUAUCAUUCGAUGCCCGGCAGCUUGCCCGUCUGCAUCGGUGUCCGGAUGGACAGCCAAGGCGAACCAGGCAUCUGAAAACAAAUUGAAGCAAUCUCCUGCCCCACACGAUCCAGAGAAAACCUGGGAGACGAGGUUGGAGAAGACCGUAACGGAGAAGACAGACCCUUUCGUCUGAACUCCUUCUUCCUUCUCGUCACACGCAUCUUUGCACAUACCACACCACCUUGACUGAACGCAAUGUCGGUCGCUAACAACGCUGGGCACAAUGCCGAGAACACCAUGAUUGACGCCGAGUCCCAAAAGAAGACGCAAGGCUACAACGGCAACGGUUACAGUGGCUACCAGGACGGCGCGGGCUUUACUGGCGGUAACAACGUCUCGCGCACCAUUACUCCCGGUGGUCAUCCGGCCAACGAUGACCUUCUUGCAGUGGGCGCCGGCCAUCGUAAGCUGGCCAAUCCUCUUCCUCUGGGUGCCAUGUCUUUCGCUACGACGACCUUGGUCCUCUCGCUAUACAACGUCGGAGUACAAGGAAUCAAGGUCCCCAAUGCAAUUGUCGCCUUCAGUCUGUUCUACGGAGGUUUCACUCAGUGGCUCGCCGGUCUCUGGGAGUUCGCUAGCGGCAACACCCUGGGUGCCUCGAUCUUCGUCUCAUACGGAAUGUUCUGGUGGGGCUUCAGCUUCAUCUUCAUUCCCUUCUUCGGCGAGACAGGCUCGUACGAUGGCGUACCGGGUGUCUACGCCAAGGGUGGACUUUCGCCUGGCGAGAUGGAAUCGGCCGUGGGCCUCUUCCUCUGGAUUUGGUUUGGCAUCACGACCAUCUUCCUCAUCGCCAGUGUGCGAUCAAGUGUGGCCCUUGCCGUGCUCCUUUUCGUGCUCGACUUGACCUUUGCCUUCCUCGGCGCCUUUUACUACACUGGAAACCCUCACUUCCAAACUGCCGGUGGCGGUCUCGGUAUCGCCACGGCAUUCAUCGCAUACUACCUUGCUUUUGGUUCCUUCUUCACUCCCUCUACCUCUUACUUCACCCUUCCCCUCGUUUCUCUCGCAGUCGAUGACUGAGCUCCUCGGCCGCCAAAUUCUUCUAGAUGUUUAUUGUUCAAAUAAGAUGCAAAGAACUUCUCUACUC
Acaromyces ingoldii is the source of this 1202-nucleotide messenger RNA. RefSeq lists its product as hypothetical. Gene Ontology annotation, molecular function: acetate transmembrane transporter activity. Bases 311 to 1135 code for a protein of 274 amino acids. NCBI's taxonomy places the organism in Eukaryota, Fungi, Basidiomycota, Exobasidiomycetes, Exobasidiales, Cryptobasidiaceae. The record is from RefSeq and is a predicted model, not a curated record. Gene Ontology annotation, cellular component: plasma membrane. The transcript is spliced from 5 exons.